AUGACCCGAGCAGACUCGGGGAUCCAGGCCUGGCCCUUUAGCGACUUGCGUUUAUUUACGCCCGGCUCCGGCACAGACAUCUUCUCCCUGUUCCUGGACCCGAGCUGCAUCUCGGACCUCCUGGGGAUCCUGUCGGCCCGGGUCGCCUCCCACCCCGGCCGGGUGGACGGCGUCGUCGGGGUCGAGUCGCGGGGAUUCCUCCUCGGGCCCAUGCUCGCCCACAGCCUCCGCCUGCCGUUCGUGCCGGUCAGGAAGAAGGGGAAGCUGCCGGGGAGGGUGCUGGCGAAGGAGUACGAACUCGAGUAUGGCCAUAACACGUUGGAGAUCCAGGUGGAAAGCUUGAGCUCGGAAAGGACAGCGUAG
Molecule: messenger RNA, 363 nt
Organism: Darwinula stevensoni
Lineage: Eukaryota; Metazoa; Arthropoda; Ostracoda; Podocopida; Darwinulidae
Source: the annotation of a GenBank genome assembly